AUGGCCUAUGAACAGGAUGCAGACAACAUUGAGCUCGUAGAGCUCUUCUCAUUCGACUCUGCGCUGCUAGUGCUCCCCAAUGAGCUGCUGCACAAAAUUCUCUCCCAUCCAGAUCUACCUGCGGACGACGUCUUCCAACUAGCCUUCACCUGUCGCCGAAUGAAGCAGGUCUGCCUUCCCGUGUACCUGGACCGAGCAGGCAUUAAGACCCCAGAGAAAGAAUGCAACAUCGUGAUACCACAAUAUUCGCAGUCGAAAUCCUAUCUGUCUGAAGACCCUCCCCGCCACAGCCACGUCCUACAGGCCCUUCGUCUCACACCCUCCAUCACAAACGUCGAUGCCUUAUCAUGCUCGUUUCCCUACACGCCGUCCAUGCUAGAGCAAAUUCGACACCUUGACAACCUGGAACAAUUCAUCAGGCAAUUGAAGACGGUAUCCACGGUCGCGCUCGUAUUCGACCCAGAGGAUUGCCUCUGUGCAAAGUAUACAGGCACCACAUCGGACGAAACCCUCCGCUUAUGGACAAACGGUAUUGGGAACCUGCUCAACGCUAUCGUCGAGAGAAAGUGCAUUUCCCUGUCCGUAAAAGGCCUCCGCUAUAUGUGCAGCAGUUACGGCUUCAAGCUAUCGUCGGAUCGCAUGGUGACCAGCGCCAUAGCCGCCUUGGGAAGAGCCGUCAAACGACCCUUAGUCGCGAAGGGUAGAAACUCAGUUUUAUCGGGAAAUAAAUGGAAGUUCCAACGCCGUGCCCCUGGGACGCAGAACCAUCUCGUAGAGCUUUCGAGCGCUGCACGAGCAGCAACCGCCCUCAAGCACCUCGCCGUCUCCUGCACCACUCUUCUCCUUCCACCCAUACUCCAGUGGACGUAUGAGGUCCUCAGCACCUCUCCAAUCGAGAGAAUCACUUUCUCCAACUUCAAAUUCAACAAGUUUGCAUGGCCCAUCGUCGAAGCUCUGUUCUCAGAAGCAGCUCCCAACCUUCCGCAUCUGGAAUUCCGUGACGCCGGAACAUUCACUCUGGACACCUUCCACUCGUUCGUUGGCGCCUUUUCCAACCUCGAAUCGCUUUCCUUCGAACCGUGGACGCAAUCAUCGACCCCUGGAACCCGUCAACCUACUCCCCUCCCCAGGUUUCAAAAGCUCACCACCCUCCGCGCGCCCGCCACCUGGCUCAUCGAAACUGGAGCGGUAUUCACCCACAGUAUCCCUAGCCUCAAGAACCUGACAGUGGUUUGGAAUCGCCAACCCGGAGAGGCGGGUGACCACGACUUCCCCGUCGUACGCAGAGUCCUAUCGUCCCUUUCGAACAAGUUCCCAGGCAUAACCCUCGAAAUCUCAAACAAACUCCUCGCGCCCACCUCGGUGAACAACGACUUUACGAACCUUGCUUCCGACACCCGCUGCGUCCACCAGAUUCUCGUCGUUUUGAAUACGGAUACAGAGAAGAUGGCUUCGCGCCAGGUUGCGCACGCGAUGAGGUUCUAUCUUCGGAAUUUCGAGGAGUUGAGGCAGUUGAGGGUAAAGGUGAAGCCGCAGUAUACGAGUGACGGUUUGCCGAUUGAGGCACCUUGCGUUCAGACGGUACAGGCGACGAAGCAUGCCAAGUUGGAAUUGUUUGAAUACAAUAGUGCCAAACAGAGGAUUGGUGGAGUGGAUUCGGCGUAG
Messenger RNA from Coprinopsis cinerea okayama7#130, 1665 nucleotides. RefSeq lists its product as hypothetical. Gene Ontology annotation, molecular function: protein binding. The record is from RefSeq and is a predicted model, not a curated record. Lineage: Eukaryota; Fungi; Basidiomycota; Agaricomycetes; Agaricales; Psathyrellaceae. The transcript has a single exon. Bases 1 to 1665 code for a protein of 554 amino acids.